AGCACACCAACGCACAGACCCCCAGCCCAGCCCAGCCUAGCCUGCCCCCAGCCACGGCCUGCUGACGUCCUCAGGAGAUUAUCACAUGCCCGUCUCACUCUCUCUCUCCCCCCGCAGGGACCAUGUGUAUGCCUUUGAUCUCAGCCAGGCCACAAAGGACUUCUAUCCCCACAGGCACCUCACCUGGAAGACCCAAGACAUGAAAAACUGCGCCAUGCGUGGGAAGCUGCAGGACGAAUGUUACAACUACAUCAAGGUGCUGGUGCCCAAGAACGACCGGACCCUCUUUGCCUGCGGGACGAAUUCCUUCAAUCCCAUGUGUCGGACCUACAAGAUCAGCAGCCUGGAGCAGGAAGGGGAGGAGCUGAACGGCCAGGCCCGCUGCCCUUUCGAUGCCAAGCAGACCAACGUUGCCCUCUUCGCAGACGGGAACCUGUACUCAGCCACGGUGGCAGACUUCCAGGCCAGCGAUGCAGUGAUUUACCGCAGCCUGAGCGAGAGAAGCCCCGUGCUCCGCACCAUCAAGUACGACUCCAAGUGGCUGCGAGAGCCCCACUUCCUUCAUGCCCUGGAGUAUGGGAACUACGUCUACUUCUUCUUCCGGGAGAUCUCCAUGGAAUACACCACUCUGGGCAGGGUGAUCUUCUCGCGCGUGGGCCGGGUGUGCAAGAACGACAUGGGGGGCUCGCCCCGGGUGCUGGAGAAGUACUGGACCUCCUUCCUCAAGGCCCGGCUCAACUGCUCCGUGCCCGGAGACGCCUUCUUCUACUUUGACGUGCUGCAGGCCGUCACCGACGUCUUCCAGGUCAACGGGCGGCCCGCCGUCUUCGGGGUGUUUGCCACCCAGUCCAACAGCAUCACCGGCUCGGCCGUCUGCGCCUUCUAUCUGGACGACAUCGAGCGAGUGUUCAGCGGGAAGUUCAAGGAGCAGAAGAACGCGGAUUCCGCCUGGACCCCCGUCCCGGAGGAGAAGGUGCCGAGACCCAGGCCAGGCAGCUGUGCCGGGGUUGGCCAAGCGGCUAGCUACAGAACCUCCAACGAGUUCCCUGAUGAGACACUGGCCUUCAUCAAGUCCUACCCGCUGCUGGACGAGGCCGUGCCCUCCGCCACGGGAAGGCCCUGGUUCACCAAGACCACCAGCAGGUACAAGCUGACCCAGCUGGCCGUUGAUACAGCCGCCGGCCCACGUGGGAACUACACGGUGCUCUUCCUCGGCUCGGAGGACGGGAAGGUGCUGAAGGUUCUUACUGGGACUCAGGAGAACUCCAGCGUGGAGACCCUGCUCUUGGAGGAGAUCAGCGUCUAUAGCCCGGCCCAGUGCAGCGUGAAGAGAGAGGACAGGCGGAUUGUGGGUCUGGAGCUGGACAAGGCCCGCCAGGCCUUGUACGUGGCCUUCUCCAGCUGCGUGGUGCGCGUGCCGCUCAGCCGCUGCGACACCCAUGGGAGCUGUGGGAAGAGCUGCUUGGCCUCCCGUGAUCCGUACUGUGUUUGGCUCUGGACCGGAGCGUGCGUGGCUUUUGGACAAGAGAUCAGGGCCGGAUUCGAACAAGAUGUUGAGAACGCGGCCAAGCAGCUGGGAAAUUGUCAAGAUGUCGUGACCUCCACAGGGGAUCGCAACGGUGCCAGCGACUCAUCGUAUGGGCAAGUCCGACCCGCUGGCCCCACCACAAGUGCCGCGCCCUUCCCGGUGCCCACAGGCCGUUCCCAAGUGGGCAUGGCCCAAGACGCCCGCCCCGCCCCUGGCGCUGGGGACCCGCGCUCCACUUUACGCGCGGCUGUAAACACCCAGGGCGUGCGCCAGGAAUCGGAAGGCAAAGACAGCUCCAAGACUGUCCAUUUCACCUUCCUCAUCGGCUGCGUCUUUGUGGCAUUUGUCCUGGGGGCCUUCUUUUCCGGCUUGUUUGUCUCCUGCUACUGCAGUCACAUGUUCCAGAAGGCCAAGCACGUCAGCAAGGACCCCGAGAACACGAUCCAGCGUCCCCUUUCCCUGCGGAGCUUGGCUAAGAUGAACGGGCUACUGGACAGCCAGUCUAAGGACGGGCUGACGGAAGCGUCCUCUCCAAAACUUUACACCACCCUGCUGCCCAGUGAGAAGGAGCCACACAACGGGACGGCCAAGGCCGGAGUGAAGGAGCACCCCGAGCUGUCUGGGCUGCCCACGCCGGAGUCCACCCCGGAGCUCCCCAUGAAAAACAUGAAGGCCAUCAGGAACCAAUGGGAGAAAAACCAGAACUGCAACAACGCCAAGGAGUCACAAGGCAAAGGCCAUGUAUUCCAUGGCCCCAUCUCUGGGGCCCAGGUCUUCCAGUUCCCCGGUGCCAUGGUGCUGCCUAGCAGCCUGCAGGGCUAUGACCAACCACUGGCUGGCUACCCGGAGGAGAAGAAGAUCCCCAAUGCAGAGCGGGUGCUGGUGCGCCAUUCCCAGUGCUAUCUGCCCAAGGGGGUGGAGGUGACCACCUUGGAGGAGCUGCUGAAGCACCUCCACGAGGCUAGCGGCUCUCCGAAGAAGUUGCUGAGCGGGGUGCCCGGCCACCAGCCAGCCAUCAGCCCCCACGCCGCCGUAUCCUUCGCCAACAGGGUGCAGCCCAAGAUCCCGGACACGGAGAGUGCCCCCUACUACAGCUCUUCCACCCUCCCCAGGGACAGCCUGCCUCGGAGGCUGGAUGUCCCCCCCGACGUCACGCCGCAGUCCUGCCUGGAGAAGCAGCAGCCGUCCCGGCACCCGUCGCAGAGGCAUUCGCUGUCCUCGGCGCAGAAGCUCAUGAACCUCGCGAUGGGCGGGGGGCUGAUCUCCCGGCAGCAUAGCUUGAGCCAGGUGGUCCGGCAGCCCCCGCCCCCCGCGCUCCUGACCCGCAUGCACUCCACAGGCACCCAGGUGCCCCUCGAAGGGCCCGGCGCCUUCCUCGUGCGGCAGCCGGCCCCCCAAAGCCGCUCUUCAUGCCCUCGUCCCCCAUCAAGCCCUCCACCCAAUUCAACUACUGACCUUGCCAGCAUUAGAGGGGGCGUGGCUGCCAGCCUUGCCAGCUUCCCUGGAGCCCCCGCCUGCAGCACCAGGGUGGGGCAGCGGAGACCAGUGGAUUUGUAG
Pelodiscus sinensis (Chinese soft-shelled turtle) is the source of this 3085-nucleotide messenger RNA. Lineage: Eukaryota; Metazoa; Chordata; Testudines; Trionychidae. The record is from RefSeq and is a predicted model, not a curated record.